ACCUUCCAUCCACAAUUCCAUUCCAUCAAUGGAUUCAUCUCAAAUCCAACCUCCCUCCACUUCAAUUAUAUCCAUCCAAAUAUCCAUCCAAAAUCUCAUCAAAUGCUGCAAAAGAAGACAAAAUUGGGAGUUUUUCUCAGGAUCAACCAAACAAACUUCCAACUCGAAACCUCCAUGGAGAACCCACUUGACCGCUUUCCUAGAAUCGACCCCGGUUCACGUCAUCGCCAUCGUAUUGCUCCUCGUUGAUCUCGCCAUGGUGGUUCUUGAACUCUCGAAAACUCUAGUUUCUUGUCCCAAAAGCACGAGAAUCAACAAGAACGUAGAUGUUUGGUACCACUGGGUCGGAAUUGGGAUAUUGGCGAUUCUUGCUACCAAGAGCGUGGCACUAGUCGUGGGGUGCGGAAGUUCAUUUUUUAGACGACCCGGUUUGGUAGCCGAUGGUGUGGUUUUGAUCGGAGCGUUGUUAUCUGAGGUUUUGAUGGAAAGGAUUGGGGUCGGGUUGAUUGUUGUGGUGAGCUUGUGGCGGGUUUUGAGGGUCGUUGAGAGCGCGUUCGAGCUCAGCGAUGAGGCCAUUCAAGUGCAGAUAACGACUAUAUUUUGUCAGUUGGAGUUGAUUCGGGAAGAAAAUGAAAAACUCAACAGGAUUAUAGCCGAGAAGAACACGAUCAUCGAAGAACUGCAAGAACAACUAAAUCAACGACUUUAG
This is a messenger RNA of Cynara cardunculus var. scolymus (artichoke), 709 nucleotides long. RefSeq names its product voltage-gated hydrogen channel 1. NCBI's taxonomy places the organism in Eukaryota, Viridiplantae, Streptophyta, Magnoliopsida, Asterales, Asteraceae. Bases 29 to 709 code for a protein of 226 amino acids. The transcript has a single exon. Gene Ontology annotation, molecular function: voltage-gated proton channel activity. Gene Ontology annotation, biological process: proton transmembrane transport. Gene Ontology annotation, cellular component: plasma membrane. The record is from RefSeq and is a predicted model, not a curated record.